Messenger RNA from Dunckerocampus dactyliophorus (ringed pipefish), 3991 nucleotides. RefSeq names its product sprouty homolog 4 (Drosophila) (gene spry4). Gene Ontology annotation, cellular component: cytosol; membrane. The coding region runs from base 359 to 1480 and encodes 373 amino acids. The record is from RefSeq and is a predicted model, not a curated record. NCBI's taxonomy places the organism in Eukaryota, Metazoa, Chordata, Actinopteri, Syngnathiformes, Syngnathidae. The transcript is spliced from 2 exons. Gene Ontology annotation, biological process: negative regulation of Ras protein signal transduction; animal organ development; multicellular organism development.
UGCGCAACUCUUCCUCACCCUCCCAUUCAUAAAAACUCAACGCCCUCCCCUUUUUCCCCCUUUUUUUGAGGAGAUUGCAACAUCACAUCCAAAGCUGCUCGUCCACAACCGCAGUCGCCUUCUUACGCACCACCAAGCUUGGAGGAUAGACCUCUCUCCUACGUUAAACCUCCUUGAUUUCUGUAUUCCCGUCUUUAUUGGACUUAACACUUUUUGGGAGCUACUCAGCACACGACUGGGAAUAAUACAGCAUAUAUAGAUGACGUGUUGCGCAACGAUGAUGAUGACGUUUUUAUCCUGAAAGCAUCUUGUGCUAAAUGCUGCUUUAGAGUGACGAGUGCCAGGCACCAGCCUACAGAUGGAGUCCAGGGUUCCCCACCACAUCCCCGGAGUGUCCUCCUCCAUCAUAUCCCAGCCCCUGCUGGACAGUCGAGUGCCCUACGGCCGCCUGCAGCACCCCCUCACCAUCUACCCCAUCGAUCAGAUCAAGUCCUCGCAUGUGGAGAACGACUACAUCGACAGCCCCGCCAUCGUCUCCCAGCAGCCCCCGAGUCAGAAGGCACUGAGCAGAAGGUCCAAAUGUCCUGGUCAUGAGGGGUUCGUGGGCGCCAACCACAACAACCAUCAUAAUCACCAGCACCAUCACCAUCACCAGGGUAGGUGCGAGCCUCACCACGACACCACCACCCACCCUUGGAUCUCCUUCAGCGGGAGGCCCAGCUCAAUCAGCAGCAGUAGCAGCACAUCGUCGGACCAGAGGCUGCUGGACCACGCAGCGCCCACCCCGACCGUGGACCACCACCCUAACCUGCACCCCCACCAGGGCCUUGUCAACACAAUCACCACUCGAACUCCUGGCUGCUUGGCUCCCUCUGAACCUAAAGUCGUAACCUCCUCGUCCUCCUCUCCUGCUUCCUCCUGCACCUCCUCGUCUAAAUUGCUGGACCUCAAGUCUGGGAAACUUCCUGCAGGAGGCCAGCAGGGGUCGGCGCUGAUCCCGUCCUCCCCAGCUGAGAAGAAGCACCUCCUCCUCUGCGAACACUGCGGCAAGUGCCGAUGCACCGAGUGUACCCUUCCGCGGACCCUGCCCUCCUGCUGGGUGUGCAACCAGGAGUGCCUGUGCUCCGCUCAGAGCCUGGUGGAUGCAGCCACUUGCAUGUGCCUGGUCAAGGGGAUCUUCUACCACUGCACGGAGGACGAGGACGAUGAGGGCUCGUGCGCAGACAAGCCCUGCUCCUGCUCGCAGGCCAACUGCUGCGCACGCUGGUCCUUCAUGGCCGCCCUCUCUGUCGUCCUGCCUUGUCUGGUGUGCUACCUGCCGGCCACUGGCUUGGCGAAAUUGGGACAGAAGUGCUACGACAAUGUCAGCAGGCCCGGCUGCCGGUGCAAGAACUUGCAAGGUGUCAUCCCGGUGUGUAAAAACGGAGGCACGGAAGCGAAAGUGGGGACACUUGAGAAGCAGCCGCAACGGGGUUCAUGAUACCACAACGUCCUGUCAGGCGUUGCUAAAAAGACAAACUGGACAGCACCACAGUACUUGUUCAAUCUCUAGGGACCCCUUAACCAACCACAAUAAUCUGCUGGAAGAUGUAAUACAAAAAAGGUACUUAUAAUAGCUUCUUGACCUGUGUUCUGAAAGGCUGGGUGAUCAAAACGGGCCUGACCAGAGAGGGUCGACAAGCUCUUGUAGACGUCGUCUGUUAAAGGGAAACCACCUCGGGUCCGGAGUUUGGCUUGUUUUGAGAGGACGACUGAUGGCACAAAGUCAGCUCGUUUUGUGACUAACCGUAAACUGGUUCACUGAUUGUGGGAUAAUAUAUGAAAUAUAUAAGUUAAACUGCAGAGCUAAAUAUCUAUCCACUCCUUCCUUUCCCCCCAUAAGCACAGCCCCUCUACCUGAUUAUGAACACCUAUGGUUGAAAUAUGCUAGCUUGGGAAUGGUAACGACCCAUCCGUCGCCACAGAUCAUUUGAACGAGCGAGACUCUGACGGUUGAUUGUGGAUCAGUUCCGAGGUAGUGCAUGUCAUGACCUGCAUGCUCCACUGUGCUAGAAGUAAGUCAAUGUGUUGUAGAGAAAUGUCUUUUCAAACAACAAAAAAUUAGACGCAAACCUUCUCAGGGACUGUCCUCUUUAGAGUCUGCUGCGUUCGCAGGUUGCUUGAGAAGCCGGGAAUGUUCGAGGCAGGGCUUCAACGGGGUUGAAGGAAGAAAAACACGGCUGAUGACCGCGAUGAACUAGUAAUCUCGUAUCACCAAAUCCCCGUGAAGUUGGUUGACUUUUGCAGUUGGUUCUCGGAAAUUUCCUACUUCUCAGUGUUCUUGCACGCAGCGGAGAAACUGCCGAAGAACCCGAUCUAUUUCCUCUUUGCACAGAAAUAGGGCAAAGGAACUAUCCGGGGCGAAAAGGCAACAUCGAAAACUCAUACGAGGGUUAAGCUAGCCUUUCCCCCUGGAAACGAGGCAGGGUUUACGUGUUCAGUGCGGAAGCUGCCUCGGCCCCUUGCACAACUUUUUUUAGGUCGACGCUAGCCCUUAAAGAUCGUACUAAAGCACAGUAUUGAGGUAGUAUGUGCGCUACUUUUAGAGUGUCUUCGUCGUCAUCAUUAGAGCCGCGUUUUUAUUCCGAAAAGUCUUAUUUUUGUGGCUUGCAUGAGGACUUUUUUUCUUGUUUUUUUUUUUGCCAAAGGAAGCGAGCUUACAGUCGUACAGUACGUAGUCGCAGUCCGAGGGGGGCGAUUGUGAUGCGCUCUGUUGGUUUUUCUCCCCAAAAAAAUAACAGAAAAAAGCAUGCUGCCCUUUAAUACCGAAGGCCUUUUGUGUUUGUAGCUUAAAAAUGGGGGGGGGGGUCUGUCGUUGUUGCGCUCCAUGUUCGCCCUCGAGUUGCGCUAGCAUUUGUCCGCUUGCACAAAGCUGAUUACACACUGUCUUUAGCCUCGAUUGAAUGUAAGCGGCAAUAUUCGAAAGAGCGGGAAAAGGUGCCAAAAAGCGGAAGAGCAGCCAGGCUUGUAUGAGCAAAGUAUAUAUUUAGUAAUAGAUGCUAUGCAGGUUGUCAUUCGCUGUAAAUACUUUCACAUUUGUGUUCUUGAGAGGAGAACACGUCCUGGAAGGUUGCAUGGUACACUAUAAUAACUACCAUUAAAAGAGAAUAUAUUAGAUAUCUAUUUUUCAGCUUGAGUGGAACGAAGGGAAACACUUGAUUUAAAACAAAAACAAGUGUGCCCGGCAAUAAAAAGAAAAAAAACCUUGAUUUAAAAAGUGAACAGCUCCAAGUUUGACUAGCAGGCUAAGCUAAUUCCCUCCGCGGCGCACGGAGGGAACACAAUCCACCCGUGUCCGGAUCGACCCAUUUCCUGUUGCUCCGUUUCUUUCGCUCUUGACUGACAAACACAGCUGCCGCGCAUACAUUUGUGUCACAGCUCGAGGCUGCGUUGCCGCCUGUUUCGCCUCGUCUGCUGCCGGUUUUCCAGUCUUUUUCUCCCCUUCGCAUACUUUUUCCACGUGCCCAGUGCAGCAUAAUCCUCAACAGUUCCGUGAUUGUGCUUUUUUUUUUUUUCCUUCUCUGCCAAUGCUGUGACCCCUCUGCACACGCUCCACCGCCACCGCCACCGCCACCUGCGUCGCUCACUUGACGCUCCUCAAUCCUCAAAUCCCAUUUUUAGCUGAACGACGCUACUCCGUUCCUUUAUGCCUUUGCAAAUGUUUUGGGGGAGCGAAUAAAACUGUGCUUUUUUUUUUUUUUUUUUUUAGAUAUAAUGGAAAGGAAAGGAAAAAAAAAGCUCUCAUAUAAAAGUUUCCCUUUAUAGAUAUAUUUAUUUUGAAGUUCUAUUUUAUAUAGUAUUUAUUUAGAUUGCCAACUUUCUGUUUGUGAAGAAAGCCUAUGUUGAAAUGGAAUGUACAACGACAAUGGAAAUAUAUAUUGUUAAAUAUAACUCACUGAUGUGUUGUGUCUUUUGUGACCGGGUGCUUCGUAUAACGCACAACAUCAACAAA